AUGUCAUUGGCAGGAGACCCCGUCAUGGAACGUGGAAUAGCCAUCCCUCGAAUCGUCAGAGACAAUGGAUUCUGCCUCACCUGUCGUCGCGCGGGGAAGCAAUGUGACUCGACGCUACCCAUAUGCCGUACUUGUCAAGAGGACGGGCUCGAGUGUAUUCAGCCAAUCAGUGCAUACCCUCGAGUACAGAGCAAUCCUGCAAAACGUCAAAGGGAUAGCUCUGAAUCGCCAGAAGAGAGGCCCCGGGCUAGGCUCCGACCUGCGUCUUUGUCUCCGGCUACAGUAGAGCCUCCUGCCGAGCCCGAGUCCGAGUCCGAGGCUGAGACUGAAAUCUUGACAACGUCGGCACCUGAACCUCAAUCUGAAUCUGAGACUGAAAUCUUGACCCCGUCUACACCUCGACCUCAGUCCGAGGCUGAGACUGAAAUCUUGAUCCCGUCGGCACCUAAACCUCAAUAUGAGUCUGUUCGCCAGACUCGGCCUCAACCUCAACCUCAACCUCAACCUCAACCUCAGCCACAACACCAGGAGAAUGAAGAUGAUGAGAAUUCUACAUCUGGGCCUGGGUGGAGCGUGUUUAUGAAUGCUAUAACACGAGAGAUUGAUCAAGCUCAGCAGAGCUUGCUACGACAGACGCAAGGCCAUGUGCGAUUCUCCAUGGUUCUCGACCCACACAACGGUGACCCAGACCAUGACUAUGCUGUCUAUUACGAUUACCUUUACGACCUCGACUCUGACUCUGACUCUGACUCUGAUUCCGACUCUGGAGAUGAAGAUGAUGAUGUCGGUAGGCCAGAUGAGGACGGAAGCCAAAACUCUGCCCCCUCUACCUCAGAAACGGCGGCUCAUACCCCUCCUACCGUUAUUGUGUAUCAGAUCAGGGAUACUUGGACAGGACCGGGAGCGCCUCCUCUCGUAGCUUAUCUUCACGACUUCAUUGACUAUAUGAGCGUGUGUCACUUGUCACGUGCGCCAUCCGACUCUCUGCCACUUUCAUUGCUGCCGGCAAGUGAGCAAACUACAGCCGAGACUCUCAGAUACUAUGUUCUGCGCCCAAUCAACCGCGGCACGAGGCCUUUGCCAGAUAUUAACCCUACCAACCCCAAGGUUGUUGACUUGGCAUAUUCCAACCCUCUGGCCCUGCAGCUCAUCAUCGCCGAGAGGGCCAAUCACCGCGAGGUAUCCUCUGCAAGGCUGCCGACGGGUCAGAUAGCUGAAGAGUUCUAUCGUGCUGCUAUUGGCGCCUUUGCUCCCAAGAUUCGAAGCUACCUCAAUGGACAUGAAGAGGACAUGUUGCCUCUGACUAUGGGGAGUCUGAUCCUGGCUCUCAUGGAGAAAGCUCGGUUGGACAGGCGUGGCCGAGCUCCCAAUUAUCCUGCAUUCGCCGGUCGCAUUCUGAUCAUGCUUACCACUCUUCCCCACGAGGAAGUUUGCGAUAAUCUUCCAGAUAUCUUGGUCGAGUAUUAUAUGCACACUGCCAUGUUUGCUUGCCUCGCAGCCGAUAUUACCACGGCAGAGACGAUCCCUUUCGUGAGCAGUGCGUUUCAAGAUGCCGUCGACAGACUGGCGGCCAGGAACUACAACGGUACGCUCUGCGGAACCUGGUUGCCGAUCAUGGUUUCCAUACAUAACAUCUUUACGCUGGGCAUGUCCAUGCGACCUUAUGUAAAUGGCCCGUUGAAUAUCCCAAGACCAGGCCCGUCGGUAGGCUAUCUGUCUGAUCACUUUGUCACCUUUGGCCGGAUUCAAGAGAAGCUAUUCAAUUUCGCACCUGCCCUGGAUGAGUUCAGCCCGGAUUUCGAGGCGGCCGUGGUGUGGAGAAAUGCGGCCAUGCUGUACCUUUGGAGCCUCUUGGAAUGGCCACACGCCCCGAAACCCACCGGACCUUACAGCGAAAUGAUUCACAACGCUUUUCACGACGCAAUCCGGCGGCUGGGGCAAAUAGACAGGGAGCACGAUGUGAACAAGACCAUUUGUUGGCCCCUGCUCGUCAUUGGUUGCUUCUCAAUGGAAAAGAAUUAUCAGGAUUACAUUGGAAGCCGCCUCCUCGACAUCUCAGCCCGCUUCAAGGUUGGCAACGCGCUCGAGACUUAUUUCAUACUGAAGCAUGUCUGGACGCUGCCGGCUGUGUGGCGUAGCCCCUGGCUACUGCGCGGAUCGAUUCGAGAGACGAAGAGCUGGGGAACUCAUGAGCCUAACCGUUUCUUAUAA
This is a messenger RNA of Trichoderma breve, 2211 nucleotides long. Its product is annotated as fungal specific transcription factor domain-containing protein. Bases 1 to 2211 code for a protein of 736 amino acids. The transcript has 3 exons. The record is from RefSeq and is a predicted model, not a curated record. Gene Ontology annotation, cellular component: nucleus. Lineage: Eukaryota; Fungi; Ascomycota; Sordariomycetes; Hypocreales; Hypocreaceae. Gene Ontology annotation, molecular function: zinc ion binding; DNA-binding transcription factor activity, RNA polymerase II-specific; transcription cis-regulatory region binding. Gene Ontology annotation, biological process: positive regulation of transcription by RNA polymerase II.